Psammomys obesus (fat sand rat) is the source of this 2333-nucleotide messenger RNA. RefSeq names its product syntaxin 4 (gene Stx4). Bases 1422 to 2318 code for a protein of 298 amino acids. Gene Ontology annotation, biological process: exocytosis; vesicle fusion; intracellular protein transport. Lineage: Eukaryota; Metazoa; Chordata; Mammalia; Rodentia; Muridae. The record is from RefSeq and is a predicted model, not a curated record. Gene Ontology annotation, molecular function: SNARE binding; SNAP receptor activity. Gene Ontology annotation, cellular component: endomembrane system; SNARE complex; plasma membrane. The transcript is spliced from 10 exons.
ACUGCUGAGCGUGCCGACACCUGCUUUGGGGGACUUCUCUACAACGGAAGCCCCACAAGUGCAUGGGUCUGCUGGUCCCUGGUGUGUCACCAGCCCCUAAAACAGUAUCUGUUCUGCAGUAUGUGCCCAAUAAAUAUGUCAAGUGAAUGUAUGUCCAGAGAGACAAGGCUGGGGAAAUGGCACAGUGAAAAAAGCCUAAAGAACAGGAAGCCGCGGGCUUUAGUUUCAGAUACACGAAAGGCUAACAAUAUUCGGAACAAAUUUUCUGUGUGGGCCUAUUAUGUGACAGCCACUGAAUUUGGUGCUGGGGAUUCCGUUAAAGAAAAGCAAGUCAUGCUCAGACGUCAGUUGUAAGGCAGAGCUGCGGAGGUAACAGUACAUUUUUCUCAGUUUGAGCUGCUCUGAAAUCAUCUUGCCGCGCAGAAGGUAGCGAGCUCAGCGGGACUGCAGUGCUCAAGCAGGGCGUAGGCCGCCCACCUGUCAGAGGCUGUGCCAGAAGGACGCAGGGGAGGGGUGAAGCGCCACCUUGGCUGAGGUCACUUCCCACCCCCAGAUUCUCUGCCUACAAAACCCUGCGGUUCUCUGACGCUGUAGACUCAUUAUUUUCUGACUUUCAAGGUCUCACGACGCUGAAAGCCCCAAAUGUAAGUCUUCAGUUUGCCCACGCGCUAGGACCCAAAAUUAAAGCAAAAGGUGAAUUCUACAGGGUCUCCCCAGUACGUGGCUGAGAGUAGGCAGCGUACCCUUCCAACCCUCGUAGAAACAGCAGGGUCGCAGCUCAGACCCGGGUGUCGGGGACGUCGCGAGACUGAGGUCCGAGACGUCGGUGACAGCGCCAGAACACGUGACUGGCUGUCGGGCGCGCAUCCCUCGGAACUGGGCCCGGGACUGUCACGUGACGGAGGGGUGUGCCAUGGGGUGAUGUGCGAUCCGAGGAUCUCAGACUGCGUGCAAAUGACGCAUUCCCAACCCUUCGGGCAACUAGAUUUCAGUUCCAGAAUGAGACGUUCCGGUAGAGGCGGGGAGGGGGGGGGGGGGCGGGCUCUCGAUCCCAGGCGGCCUCGCUUCCGUUCUGCCGCAACUGCUUCCGACCUCCGCCUUUCCCCUCGGCGGGGAAGAGCCGGGACCUCGCGCGCAUGCUCGGAGUCAUCGCCCCGGAGGGGCGGGGCUGUGGCUUCGGGAGCAGGAUGGGGGGAAGAGAAGGGAAUUCCAACCUGUAGAACUUUAGGGGUCCUAUGGUCGGGUUCUUCCCCGCGACCGUGGAUGGUGACAGGGGCGGGGCCUUUGGCGGCUCCUGGGGGGUCUUGGGGUUCGCAGGGUGAGGGAGGGGGGUGUCAGGCGUGAGAGAGGUGCAGGACUUCCAAAUUUAGAACCUUGAGGCCCUUUGGGUCCAGGCCCAGGGACGGGGCGCUCCGGCCACCAUGCGCGACAGGACCCACGAGUUGAGGCAGGGGGAUAACAGCUCCGACGACGAAGAUGAGGUUCGAGUCGCGCUGGUGGUACAGCCAGGUGCCGCCCGGCUGGGGAGCCCGGACGAUGAGUUCUUCCAGAAGGUCCAGACAAUUCGGCAGACCAUGGCCAAACUGGAGAGUAAAGUCCGGGAGUUGGAGAAACAGCAGGUCACCAUCCUGGCCACGCCCCUUCCUGAGGAGAGCAUGAAGCAGGGCCUGCAGAAUCUGCGCGAGGAGAUCAAACAGCUGGGGCGAGAGGUCCGAGCGCAGCUAAAAGCCAUAGAGCCCCAGAAGGAAGAAGCUGAUGAGAAUUAUAACUCAGUCAACACAAGAAUGAAAAAAACCCAGCAUGGUGUCCUGUCCCAGCAAUUCGUCGAGCUCAUCAAUGAGUGCAACUCAAUGCAGUCCGAAUACCGAGAGAAGAACGUGGAGCGCAUCCGUAGGCAGCUGAAGAUCACCAAUGCUGGGAUGGUGUCUGAUGAGGAGCUGGAGCAGAUGCUGGACAGUGGGCAGAGCGAAGUGUUUGUAUCUAAUAUACUGAAGGACACACAGGUUACGCGACAGGCCCUGAACGAGAUCUCGGCACGCCACAGUGAGAUCCAGCAGCUGGAGCGCAGUAUCCGUGAGCUCCACGAGAUCUUCACUUUUCUAGCAACGGAGGUAGAGAUGCAGGGGGAGAUGAUCAACCGUAUUGAGAAGAAUAUCCUGAGCUCAGCAGACUAUGUGGAGCGUGGGCAGGAGCAUGUCAAGAUAGCCCUAGAGAACCAGAAGAAGGCGAGAAAGAAAAAAGUCAUGAUUGCCAUCUGUGUUUCUAUCACUGUUCUCAUCUUGGCUGUCAUCAUUGGCAUCUCCAUUACCGUUGGAUAAUGUCACAUGUUCUUG